Molecule: messenger RNA, 210 nt
Organism: Aphanomyces astaci
Lineage: Eukaryota; Oomycota; Saprolegniomycetes; Saprolegniales; Verrucalvaceae
Exons: 1
Source: RefSeq, a predicted model, not a curated record
GACAUGACGUCGAACUCUGGCGGCCCCCAUUUCGGCAUCAGUCACUCGAUUGCCAUCAACUUUGCGGAGACGCUUGCGGGACUCAACGUCAUCAGUGGCUACUUGCACGUCGUUGAUAUUGCGGGGGUUUCCUACAGCGACAGCUGGUGCGAAGACGGGUGCAAUGGCAUUCGCGUGUGGAUCGGCAAGCGCAUUCAGGGCUGGGACUGA